Messenger RNA from Alligator sinensis (Chinese alligator), 2063 nucleotides. Its product is annotated as glucosylceramidase-like. The record is from RefSeq and is a predicted model, not a curated record. The transcript has 11 exons. Gene Ontology annotation, biological process: glucosylceramide catabolic process. NCBI's taxonomy places the organism in Eukaryota, Metazoa, Chordata, Crocodylia, Alligatoridae. Gene Ontology annotation, molecular function: glucosylceramidase activity. The coding region runs from base 159 to 1826 and encodes 555 amino acids.
GCAAGGAGCUCCUGCCUCCUAUAAGGCAGGUGCACCACCCCUCACUUUCUGCCAGUGGCUGAGCUGCUGCUGGGGUCCCGGGGCUCUGGUCUGUGGCCAGGGGCUGUUCCAGGCUGGCAGGCGACUGGGCUCGUGCUCCAGGCAGGCAGCAGCUCCAGAUGCCGUCGAGACGCACAGGGCCCAGCCAUGGGAGUCGAGCAGGCAGUGUUGGCGCCAUGUGGGCUACCUGUGCCAGUGUCCUGGGCUGGCUCCUGCUGGUCCAGGUGGCUCCUGAGGCAGCAGGCAGCCACCCCUGCAAUGCCCGCAACUUCGGGCAUGGCUUGCUGGUGUGCGAGUGCAGUGCCACAUACUGCGAUACGCUGGACCCUGUCACCCUUCCGCCUGCCGGCACCUUCCUCAUGUACGAGAGCAACAAAGCUGGCAAGCGGCUGGAGCGCAGCAAGGGCGGGGUGCAGAGGAGCCUCACGGACCCAGGCUUCCGUCUCACCUUGAACACCACGGAGCGGUACCAGAAGGUGAAGGGCUUUGGCGGCUCCAUCACAGACUCAGCCGCAAUCAACAUCCUGUCCCUGUCCCAGGAGGCCCAGAACAAGCUGUUGCGGUCCUACUUCUCUGAGGAAGGCAUUGAGUACAACCUCAUCCGUGUGCCCAUGGCCAGCUGUGACUUCUCCGUCCGGCUCUACACGUACGCGGACAUGCGGGGGGACUUCGCCCUCAAGCACUUCAGCCUGACCGAGGAGGACACCAAGAUGAAGAUCCCAAUCCUUCAGCACGUGCAGGCCAUGUCCCGGAAGCCAGUCUCGCUCUAUGCCAGCCCCUGGACCUCCCCGACCUGGAUGAAGACCAAUGGGGCCAUGACUGGCAGGGGCACGCUGAAGGGGAAGCCAGGCGACAAGUACCACAAGACUUGGGCCAACUACUUCAUCAAGUUCCUGGAUGAAUACGCCAAGCACAACCUGACGUUCUGGGCAGUGACGUCCGGGAAUGAGCCCACAGCCGGGGAGAUCGUCUUCUACCCCUUCCAGUGCCUGGGCUUCUCCCCUGAGCACCAGCGGGACUUCAUUGCCCGUGACCUGGGCCCCGCGCUGGCCAACAGCUCGCACAAGGGCAUCCAGCUCAUCAUGCUCGAUGACCAGCGCAUGAUGCUGCCCUACUGGGCUGAGGUGGUGCUCAAGGACCCAGUGGCUGCCAGCUAUAUCAAUGGCAUCGGCAUCCACUGGUACCUGGACUUCCUGGCACCCAUUGACCUCACAUUGUCCAUGACCCACCAUCUCUUCCCCAACUACUACCUCCUGUCCACCGAGGCCUCCACGGGCUCCUACUUCUGGGAGCCCCGGGUGAUCCUGGGGGGCUGGGACCGUGGCAGCAAGUAUAGCCACAGCAUCCUGACGAACCUGAACAACUACGUCACGGGCUGGACCGACUGGAACCUGGCGCUGGACCUGGAGGGUGGCCCCAACUGGAGCAAGAACUACGUGGACAGCCCCAUCAUCGUAGACAGCAGCAAGGACCUCUUUUACAAGCAGCCCAUGUUCUACCACAUGGGCCACUUCAGCAAGUUCCUGCCCGAGGGCUCACAGCGUGUGGGGCUGGCCGCAGAGCAGAAGUGCUACCAGUGCGAACUGGAGUACUCAGCCUUCCUGCGCCCCGAUGGUGCCGCUGUGGUCGUGGUGCUGAACAGGACCCCCAAGGACAUAUCCUUUGUGAUCUCUGACCCUGGCAUUGGCUUCAUUGAUGCAAAGGCUCCAGCCGACUCCGUCCAGACCUACCUGUGGAUGCGGCAGAAAGGGGACCCAGGAAGGCCCCCCCAGGGUCCCCAGGUAUAGGGGGAGGAAGAAGGUGCCCCCCUACACUGAAACCCCUCAACGCGUUUGCCCCAUCCCUCCAGGGAGGGGCUUGGGGAUGGGCCCCACGGAGCUGCCAUGUCACCUGUUAGCUUUCUGCCCACAGGUGGGGGGCCUGAAUGACCCAGGGGUGCUGCUAGGAGGGCCCCAAACUGUGAGGGCCACGAUGCCCACUCUUUUCUAGACAUUUUCAUAAAAUAAACUGGUUUUUGCACUGCA